Caenorhabditis sp. 36 PRJEB53466 is the source of this 498-nucleotide messenger RNA. The record is from the annotation of a GenBank genome assembly. Lineage: Eukaryota; Metazoa; Nematoda; Chromadorea; Rhabditida; Rhabditidae.
AUGUCAUCGCUAUCGGUGCUCGCGAACGUUGUCGAAGAGAAGAAGACGACGGAGGACGUGGAGCAGAAGGACGCGGAGCACGAGGACGCGGAGCACGAGGACGACGUCGCCUACAUGAAGAGAAUCGACGCGCUGCUGGCCGAGGUCGACGCGCUGCAGGAGACGAUCGCGGCGAUCAAGAAGACGUGCGACGAGUGGAAGGAGGACAGACUGAGAGAGGGUUAGUUUGUCGGCGAGGGGCACUCUGACGCUUUGCAACCAACAAGUUGCAAAGUGUCCCGUUUCUUGACCGUUUUUAGUAUACUUUAGACACAAUUACGUCAGUUAAUAUAGAUCGAGUUGAAGAAACCUGCCCUAUUUUGUUUAGAAACCCCCUAAAACCAUCAAAUUGCUCAUUUUGCAGAGGCGGAACUCGAGGAGAACUCGGAAUUGGAGUCGAUCGGCGAAGAAGAGGAGAAGGGAGCGAUGCUCUUCACGGACACCAUCUCAACGAUCUAA